Molecule: messenger RNA, 1923 nt
Organism: Acanthamoeba castellanii str. Neff
Lineage: Eukaryota; Discosea; Longamoebia; Acanthamoebidae
Exons: 15
Coding region: 1-1923 (640 amino acids)
Source: RefSeq, a predicted model, not a curated record
AUGGACGCGACUGCCCGAUCUCUGGUCCUCUGGGCUGCAGUCGUUGCGCUGCUUGCUCUGUGCGGUGAUAGGUUUCGAACGUGUGAGGAAUUCGCCGAGCACACGUUGACCCAGCGCCGGCCAUCGCUGAGAAGCAGCGAGCCCGACGUGGUCUACAACAGCGUCUGGAACGAAUACUUCAUCGUCUACGUCAGUGAAGAGGUCCCAGGCCGAACGGCGAUCUAUGGCCAGAGGCUGAGCGAAGCGGGCGGCGUCAUCGGAGGCCCCAUUCAGAUCUGGGGCUACAGUGACGCGAACGAUGAGAUCGACAGCAGCCGAAAGGAGUUCCCCGUUGUGGCCUACAACAGCAAGGACGACUACUACAUGGUGGUGUGGGAGUACGACUUCCAGGGUGACGGAAGUGACUACGAUGUGGUCGGACGCAAGGUCAACAGUGACGGCACCAUGCCCGAAACGGCAGUCAUGAUCAGCUACUCGUGGGGCCGGGACGACUCGCCACACAUGGCCUACUCGCCGGUGGACAACGCCUUUGUGCUGGUCCAUGAGCUCGAAAUGCCCGAUGAGCGCGGAAUCGCAGUGCAGCGUCUCAACGCGACUCACUUGAUUGGCGAUAGCCUGCUGUUGGGCACGGACUACGUCGAUAGGGAGCCCUUCAUCACCUACCACCCGCCCACCAACAAGUUCUUCGUGGUCUGGGAGUGGGACCAGGAGAACAACCAGCAAACCGAGAUCGGCGCCGUCAUCGUCAGCGGCGUACCGCUCGCCGCAGAUAACUCGGCGCCCAACCUGGUCGGCUCGACCGUCGAGUCGAAACGUGUUUAUGAAACGCAACGCAACGGAAACGAAAUGCAGGUGACCGAGGAGGGCUACGUGUCGGUGCACGACCACGACGCCAAGGUCGCCUACUCCACCAAGGACGAUCUCUUCCUGCUGAUCUGGGAGAUCGACAGCGCGGACGGUGACAAGGAGGUGGUCGGUACUCGCAUGAGCACCGCAGCCGAGAGUCUCCAGCCCCUCUUGAUUAUCGGCUCGCCGGCGAACCCCUACGACAGGCACCCGGUCCCGGCCUACGUGCCCCAAGUCAACGAGUUCCUGGUCGUGUUCGAGAGCGGAAGGUCGGCCAACACGACUCACGUGGAGAUGGCGAGCUUCCACUCGCACACCAUGCACGAGCAUACCGUGCGGUUCAAGCUGUCGCGCACUUUUGACAACGAGCACUGGCCCACGGUGUGCGUCUCGGCGAACUGCACCACCGCGCUCACCGUGUGGCGUAGCGGUCACAACUUCGUCCCGUCGCAUCCCCCCACCGAGGACGAGCAAUACGACAACGCCGAUGAGGACUACUAUAAGCGAGAGGCCAAGAGCGCGUCAGCAGCGAAGUCGUUCGCGGCGCAUCCCGAACCUGGUACGCCCAAGCCGUUCGCCGUCAACAAGCUCAUCCCGUCGGGUGGCGACCACGGCCACAAGAGGAUGAUGCCCAUCGGCAGCAGCACCAAGCAGCGGCGUUCGCCCAAGGCCGCCGGAGAGAGUGUCGCCCAGGUGCCCGCCCAGCGGGCGCACGAUCAGGAGGUCGCCCCGCCGGCCUCCAUCCAACUGUCCCUCGUCUGUCUGCCCGGUCGCAACAACAUGUGCCCGCCCGUGGGCGGCGGCGGCGGAAGCGAUGGCGACUCCGGCGGAGGCGACAGCGGCGGCUCGCCUGCGGACAAGAGCGGUUCCACCUUCACCAUGACGAAUGUGGUGAUCAUGGUCAGCGUGAUGUUUGCGGUGAUGAUGGUGGCGGGCGUGGGCAUCUUCCUGCUGUGGAAGCACAAGCUCCGCAGCAGCACGCGGUGGGGCGGGUGGCAGCCCGUCGUGGACCUGGGCGACGGCGCGCAGUUUUCCUCCUUCCAGGCCGACAGCUUCGUCGGCGAUGACGACAUGUGA